This is a messenger RNA of Komagataella phaffii GS115, 1779 nucleotides long. Its product is annotated as Dicarboxylic amino acid permease. The record is from RefSeq and is a predicted model, not a curated record. Gene Ontology annotation, cellular component: membrane. Bases 1 to 1779 code for a protein of 592 amino acids. Gene Ontology annotation, biological process: amino acid transmembrane transport. The transcript has a single exon. Gene Ontology annotation, molecular function: amino acid transmembrane transporter activity. NCBI's taxonomy places the organism in Eukaryota, Fungi, Ascomycota, Pichiomycetes, Pichiales, Pichiaceae.
AUGAAGAACUUCUUCAACAGCUCCGACUCCGAAAAGCAUGAGGAGAAAGUAAAUGAUGAGAAGGUACAGAGUAUCUCUUAUUCACAGUCAAUUCUGUCACUACCGGACUUAGACCCAACACUUUCCAGACAUGCUAGUGAAUAUGAGGCAGAUCUUUCCAAGAUUCAGCCAGGUGUUGCAGGUGAGAAAGGUCACCAAUUGAAGAGGGACCUUAAGGCUCGUCAUAUUUCCAUGAUUGCUCUUGGUGGUUCUUUGGGUACCGGUCUUUUGAUUGGAACCGCAAAUUCUCUAGCUACUGCUGGUCCGGGAUCAGUCUUCAUCACAUAUAGUUUCGUCGGUCUCAUGGUGUUCUUCGUCAUGAGUGCCUUGGGUGAAAUGGCAACCUACAUCCCACUAGCUGGUGGUUUUACCGGUUACUCUGAUCGUUAUGCCCAUCCAGCCUUAGGUUUCGCCGUUGGUUACUCAUACUUGGCCAAAUAUUUGAUUGUCACUCCAAACCAAUUGGUUGCUGGGUCCCUAGUUAUGCAAUAUUGGGUCUCCCCCGAAAAGGUUAAUCCGGGCGUGUGGAUCACCAUCUUUUUGGUGUCUGUUGUUUUGAUCAACUUGUUUGGUGUCAAAUUUUUUGGUGAAUUGGAGUUCUGGUUGUCUUCUUUGAAAGUCAUUACGGUUCUCGGUUUGAUCAUUAUGCUCUUUGUCUUCAUGCUCGGAGGUGGUCCAGACCAUGAGCGUCUUGGUUUUAGAUACUGGACCAAUCCUGGUGCUUUUGCCCCAUGGAAGGGAAUUGCUUCUAUUCCUAAAGCCAAAUUCAUUGCCUUUGUUUCUUCUUUUGUUUACGCCGUUUUUGCCUAUUCAGGUACUGAGUUGGUGGGUGUUGUUGUGGCAGAGGCUUCCAGACCACGAAGAAACGUCCCAAGGGCUAUUAAACUGACAUUUUACAGAAUUUGUGUUUUCUACAUUCUAUCUGUCCUGUUGUUAGGAUGCUGUGUUGCCUAUAACGACGCAGAGUUAGUUGCCGCAAGAGCAAAGUCAACUUCAUCCAGUGCAUCUCCAUUCGUUGUUGCUAUCAAUGCACAAGGAAUUUCAGGUCUUCCUCAUUUGAUGAAUGCUUGUAUUUUGAUCUUCGUUUUCUCCGCUUGUAAUUCGGAUCUUUACAUUGCAACCAGAACUUUGUAUGGUCUUUCAGUCCAGAGAAAAGCUCCAAAGAUUCUUUCCAGAACUAAUAAAACAGGUGUUCCUUACCUGUCUUUGGCCGUUGCCUUCUGUUUCUCAUGCUUAGCCUACAUGGCCUGCUCUUCUGGUUCUGCUUCAAUUUUCGGUUAUUUCGUCAACGUCGUUUCCAUUAUGGGUUUGCUUACAUGGAUUUCUCUGCUAAUCACCCACAUUUGUUUCAUGAAUGCCAUGAAGGCUCAAGGUAUCCCCAGAAAAAGUCUUCCUUACAGAGCUCCUUUCCAGCCAUACGCUUCUUGGAUUACACUAUUUUUCUGCAUUCUUGUUGCUUUGAUCAAGAACUUCACAGUUUUCCUUAACGGAUUUAACUACAAGGACUUCAUUACCGGCUAUAUUGGAAUUCCUUACUAUUUCAUUUGUUUCUUUGGAUACAAGUUUAUCACUGGAGCAAAGCGUCACAAGUCUGCUGAAGUCGACUUGCUAACACACAAGGACGUCAUUGAUGCCGAAGAAGAGGAAUAUGCAUUUGCAGAGGCCGAACUUAAGGCAGAAAGAGGUAAUAAGAAAGACGCCCAGUGGCUGUACGACAGGAUUUUUGGAUGGAUUUUUUAA